GGCCCCGCUAUCCCAGAUUCCAGAACUCCAGCUUCGAAUUGUCCGGGCUUAUUGAUAGCUGGAGUUAAGCAGCUCGCUCAUCAAUUGAAGCAUAAAGGAGUUCGGAAUAUCAAACGUCAUUUUUGCCCCGCUGGUCGGAGUUUCAUGACUCGACCACUAUUGUGUUGACUGAUUUCUGACUCCCGAAUUUAGCUUGCCAAAAAAAAAUUGCUUCUCGAUUUCAGCCAACACUCACCAAGUCAAAACUCUAGCCAAUACCUAUCACAAUGGCCGAACAACGAGUCAACGUCCACAUCCCUUCCAGACCCUCCGUGCUCGACAGCGUCCGCCUCCGCAACAUCCAGCUUCCCCUCCCCGCAGCACCAGACCCAUGGCACCGCACCGGUAAACCCCAGCCCUGCACUGCAUCCAUAAAGCUCUCUUACUCCUCUGCCGUGGCAGCCGCUGAUGCCGACGAUGUAUCCCUAUCGAUCGACUACGGGAAGCUCUCCCGCCGGCUAGAAGAGGAUAUCCGCAACAUGACCUUGGGUAACAAGCAUAGCGGAGCCCCUCAUCCGCCUCCAGGCCACCACAUGAUUAGCCUCGAGGGAAGCCGGCGCGAGGAGAUGCUCGGCGCGGACGCUGGCGAAGACGUGCGCCUGACCGCGGGAGUUGUCGCGAACUGCGCCCUCGGACUGCUUGAGGAGACAGCGGCUGGUGUGCGGCGGAUGGGCCACGUGCAUCAGACUCGGCGGAGAAGCAGUGCAUCUGCAUCUGUGCCUGCGCCUGCAGCUCUGAAUAACGAUAACCCGGCCUCGUUGUCGCCUGGUGGGCCUAUUGAUGACGUCUAUGGGCAGUGUGAGGUCUGGCUGCAUUUGCCGAAGGCGUUGCUACGUGCGGAGAAUGGGAUUCACUAUCGCAGUUCUACAAUGUGGGGAUAUAGAAAUGGAGGUGCGACUGGUGGGGAUGUGGCUAGUGGAUCGGACCGGUGUCCUGUGGUCUUGGAGGAGGAGUUCAGGAUUGACGGGAUUCGGUGCUAUUGCAUUCUUGGGGUAAAUUCGCAUGAGCGGGUUGAGAAGCAGGCUGUGAUCAUCUCAUUGGAGUUCAAGGGGCCUGGACAGUUGGCUUGGGGUUCAACUGUGGUGGAUACGUAUCAGGCUAUGACAAGGGCUGUUGCUGAGCGCGUGGAAGAGACUUCGUUCCAGACGGUCGAGGCACUCGCGACGUUUGUCGCCCGUAUUGUCACGGUGGACUUUGCUAAUGAGCGAGUGACGGUAAGAGUUGAGAAGCCGAGCGCGCUAUCAUUUGUAGAGGCCUCCGGGGUGGAAGUGACCCGAUCUCAAGCGUUCUUUGAGAGGUCAACAUGAUCUUCUUGAAUACUGGUAGUUUGUUAAAUGUAGCGAAUAUCAAGUGACGUAUCGCCAAUGACCGAGGCACGUGAAGCAGUAAGCCAGGAUGGGA
This is a messenger RNA of Aspergillus versicolor CBS 583.65, 1440 nucleotides long. Its product is annotated as dihydroneopterin aldolase. Gene Ontology annotation, cellular component: cytoplasm. Gene Ontology annotation, biological process: folic acid-containing compound metabolic process. The transcript is spliced from 2 exons. Gene Ontology annotation, molecular function: dihydroneopterin aldolase activity. The record is from RefSeq and is a predicted model, not a curated record. Lineage: Eukaryota; Fungi; Ascomycota; Eurotiomycetes; Eurotiales; Aspergillaceae. Bases 267 to 1346 code for a protein of 359 amino acids.